Mytilus californianus (California mussel) is the source of this 636-nucleotide messenger RNA. RefSeq lists its product as uncharacterized. The transcript has 4 exons. Bases 1 to 630 code for a protein of 209 amino acids. Lineage: Eukaryota; Metazoa; Mollusca; Bivalvia; Mytilida; Mytilidae. The record is from RefSeq and is a predicted model, not a curated record.
AUGGAAAUGGGUAUUGGGUUUAAACUGAAUGACGAUUUUAUAUGGAUAGGCAGUACUAAUGCUAGUAUAGAUGAUGAUACUGAUGUGAGGAAUCAACGACCAGUUCUGUUGGCAGAACUAACAGAGUUUCAAAGAUCUACACAUGAUGGGACGAUAAAUUGUAAAAUGAAACUGGCGAUAAAUCAUGACGACAAGUCAACAGGAACAGCAUAUAACAUAACAGUGUUCCUAUACAUACCAAACACAGUGACAUUUUUGUCCUCAACAAGACACUACUAUGACGUUGUCAAACGUGCACACCAUUUUGAAGAAGAUCAGACACUGCGUUUUGAGUUACCUAGAAUAUCAUUUCCACAUUCAUCACGUAUAAUCUUCAAUGUUACUAUGGAUACAAAGACAGGACUGUACCUUAAUUCAGACAACACAGGUAUUGCGUAUGAACUAUUAUCUCCAUUGGUGUCCGUACUACUUGGACUUGAUUAUGACAACACAAUUUUCUAUGGACUUUCCAACAACGGCCAAGGUUAUGUUUUCAGUUCCGAUCUUGGUACUAGUUGGAUGUCAUGUUCAAGAACAGUUUAUAUUGUUGCUUUGUACAGCGACAACUUUUUAAACGCAACACUAACCUAGCUGAUU